Stegodyphus dumicola is the source of this 844-nucleotide messenger RNA. RefSeq names its product RNA polymerase III subunit F (gene Polr3F). The record is from RefSeq and is a predicted model, not a curated record. Gene Ontology annotation, biological process: transcription by RNA polymerase III. Gene Ontology annotation, cellular component: RNA polymerase III complex. NCBI's taxonomy places the organism in Eukaryota, Metazoa, Arthropoda, Arachnida, Araneae, Eresidae.
AAAGUUGUCGCAGAUAAGCUGUCAGAUCCAGUUUCACAGAGGAAUGCAUCAUACAAAUCAUCUAAAGACGUCUGUAAUUAUAUUAAUGGAUUGAAAGUUAGUAAGGUGCAGUUGAGUUUACAAGACAUUGAAACAAUUUUAGAUACCCUAAUUUAUGAUGGCAAAGUGGAAAAGUCUGUAGUUGAGUGUGGAUCAACUUCCAGUGAUAGUGGUGGAGAAAAUCUAUACAGGGUUAUCAAACCCCUUGUUCACAGCUGCGGUCUGAUGAGGGUUCCAUGUGGUGUUUGUCCUGUUCACAGUGAAUGUCAAGAAGGUGGUGUUAUUUCCCCUUCAACUUGUCCAUACAUGAAAGAAUGGCUUGAUUUUUGAAGCUAUUUUGUUUUUGAACUGUGAUAUGUACCUGAUAUAUUCAUGAUCAUCAUCAUAUGUAAAUGACUGCACAAUAAUCAUCUGUUUUAAUGCUAUGUUGUCGUAUUAUAAUAUUUUCCUAUACAUUGUUAUUACUAAAGUUUUUAGUACUCCCCUAGUUACUUUUAAAUGUACUAAUAUUUUUAAAUAUUUCUGUUUGUAAUGAAUAGUAAAUACUUAAAUCAGUAUUUUUAACAGUAAAUGCAUUUUAAUGAAUUUCUCUUUCAUAGUAGGUAAAACAUCAGAUUUAUUCAGUGCUUGACCUAAAAAUUAUUAGACAGCCUAGUAGAGUAAAACACAUAAGAAAUGUUUUAGAUCAAUAUUUUAAAUUUGCUAUAACAGGGUUCGUAGUGGUCCUUACAAGUGCUUAUAAGUCCUUAUAUUUGAAAAUAAAAUAUAAGGGCCCUUAUAGGUGCUUACUUUUUCUUUAAAGCCC